CAAUCUUUCUUAUCUAUUUUUUGUUUCAGCCUUUGGCAAAGAAGAAAAAGAAUUAGGAAACAAGCCGACAUAUAUACAUAUAUAUAGAGGAACAAGAAGAUAUCAACAAUGGCAGAAAAUGUUUUCAUGUCGUACGUUUCUUCGAUGGAAGGCACAAUGAUUUCAUAUGGCUGUUCUGGCAUCUUAAUUGCAAGAGAUUGGGUGCUUGCACACGGUUCCAUACUAGAUCCUGUUUUAUCCCGAUCUCCAGAUUUCCUUCGGUUCUUUACAGUCUUAAACACUGGAGACUUAGUUAUGAUUCAAACGUCAGAGGGAUUGAUCGAUGAAUUAACAUUUCAAAUACAUCGUAACCAUUCGUUAAAGAAAUCAGCAAAGUUAGUAGCUGUUUGGAAAUGUCCUCUUUUGAAGGAAACGCUAGACAACUCUUUGAGAAAUUUCACCUUUAAGAACCAACAUGGCCCUGAUCAUCUUUUGUUAUCUGUCUUCUUGGUAAUUAAAUGCAAGUCGUUUGAAACAAGCGCUGAAACAAAAGGACGUGAAAAGAACUGGACAUUCGUAGAAAAUGACCUGUCGGAUAAAACGAAAAUUGAACAAAUUUUAUUUCAACUUGCGAAACAAGCUGCUAUCGGCAAACUUACAAAAGGAGCUAUUGUUGAAUUAACUUCGACACCGUUCGGAAAUCCUUUUUUCAUAGACUCUACGAGCCAUGGCAUUGUAGGAAACUUACUUGGAGUCAACGAAUGUCUUAUUCUAAUCGACAUGACUGGUUUCCCUGGAUGCGAAGGCAGUCCUAUAUUUUUAACGAAUGAUCGUGGUGAAAAAAAUAUUUGCGGCAUGGUAAUCGCAUCGCUGAUUCAAUGUCGUGGAGAAUGGAUGAAUUGUACUUUCGCUGCGAACCUGUUACCAUUGUUGAAACCAAUUCUUCGAAAACGAGCCUUGAAUUUUCGCGAUUUUCAAUAUUCAUCCUGUACAAUUUUGCCUUGUAUGCAGCGGAUUCUUACUCGAAAGAGUCAUUUCGAAAUUGGUAUGUACCUUACGAAGCAUUUUUCUUCUCUUGCUUUUCCUUUUUUUUUUUUUU
Frieseomelitta varia is the source of this 1078-nucleotide messenger RNA. RefSeq lists its product as uncharacterized. Gene Ontology annotation, cellular component: peroxisome. The annotation marks the transcript as partial. Gene Ontology annotation, molecular function: serine-type endopeptidase activity. The record is from RefSeq and is a predicted model, not a curated record. The transcript is spliced from 2 exons. Gene Ontology annotation, biological process: protein processing; regulation of fatty acid beta-oxidation. Lineage: Eukaryota; Metazoa; Arthropoda; Insecta; Hymenoptera; Apidae.